AUGGGUAAGGAACAAAUCAGAAAGAGACAAACUAAAAAGGUACGCAAGGGUUCACAACCCGUGGCAAAUGGUAAAUCUUCUGUAGUAGGGGUCUCCAAAGAUGGGAAACCAGAAUUUUGUGCUAUUGAUACGCCCAUAGAAAGGAGACUUCAAACUCUCAGCGUAGCAUGGUAUGUCGAAUGUAUUCCGUUAAUGAUCAUCAUAAUGUUGUUUGUUUGGGUUAACCCGUUGAUGUGGUCGUUUGUAAUACCAUACACCAUUUAUUAUUUCAUAGACCGGACUGCCUCCAAUGGGAACGCUGUGAAGAGACACUCCAAGUGGUUCCGAUCUCUAAAGGUCUGGUUUUAUUUCCGUGAUUACUUCCCUAUAAGUAUGCACAAAAGCACUGAACUCGAGCCAACAUUUACAAGUAUUGAUUCCACAGAGCUGGAAAAUGAUGCGAGUGAGCCAGGCUACCUGGAUAGCUCACAGCCCGUUUUACCAGAUAAAUGGUGGAAUCCUUUCAGAGAAAAGGAUGAAACUGUUAGACCAACAGGACCGAGGUAUAUUUUUGGCUACCAUCCACAUGGUAUAGCAGCAUUCGGAGCGUUUGGAGCAUUCGCUACCGAGGCAUGUAAUUGGAGUAAAGUUUUCCCAGGCAUUCCAGUGUGUUUGCUUACUUUGGUAAAUCAAUUUCAAAUACCAGUGUACCGUGAUUAUUUAUUGGCCUUAGGCAUAACAUCGGUCGCUAGAAAAAAUGCUAUGAAAGUACUUGAGAAAAAUUAUUCAAUAGCCAUCGUAAUUGGAGGUGCCAGUGAAUCCCUUCUUACUAACCUUGGUUCAUCUGAUAUCAUUUUAAGCAAGCGGAAAGGUUUUGUGAAGUUGGCUUUGCAAACUGGGAAUGUGAGUCUUGUACCUGUGUAUGGAUUUGGUGAAACUGAUACUUACAAGAUUCUGAAGCUUAAAAAUGACUCUAUAAUAGGCAGGAUACAGAUAUGGCUUAAAGAGAACUACAGCUUCACUGUCCCUCUAUUUUUCGCUCGUGGUGUAUUCAAUUAUGAUUUUGGUUUACUACCGUUUAGACAUCCAGUCAAUGUUGUUGUUGGAAACCCUAUUCAUAUUAAAGAAAAGAUAGAUCAUCCAACAAUUGAGGAGAUUGAUCAUUACCAUUCCUUAUACAUUGAAGAAUUGAAACGUCUUUACGAUGAUAACAAGGCAAAAUUUAACUAUUCAGAAAAAACUUUAAAUAUAGUGGAAUGA
Kluyveromyces lactis is the source of this 1239-nucleotide messenger RNA. RefSeq names its product diacylglycerol O-acyltransferase (gene DGA1). Gene Ontology annotation, cellular component: endoplasmic reticulum membrane. The transcript has a single exon. The coding region runs from base 1 to 1239 and encodes 412 amino acids. Gene Ontology annotation, biological process: triglyceride biosynthetic process. Lineage: Eukaryota; Fungi; Ascomycota; Saccharomycetes; Saccharomycetales; Saccharomycetaceae. The record is from RefSeq and is a predicted model, not a curated record. Gene Ontology annotation, molecular function: diacylglycerol O-acyltransferase activity.